This is a messenger RNA of Camellia sinensis, 1586 nucleotides long. Lineage: Eukaryota; Viridiplantae; Streptophyta; Magnoliopsida; Ericales; Theaceae. The record is from RefSeq and is a predicted model, not a curated record.
UUCAGUCACAAUACAUGGAUAAAAUGGAAGAGACUAGAGGGUCCUACCUUACUAAAGAAAAUAGUGAGGGGGAUAUUUCUGUCAAAGGUCUGCCAGGAAUACAACUGACAGAAGAAGAAGAGAAGGAAAUUGGCAAUGUUGGAUGGAAGCAAUUUUUGGAUUACAUCCUCGUCUCAAAGGGAUCGUUGAUGCUUUCUUCAGUAAUAAUUACUCAGAUUGGUUUUGUUGCUCUUCAAGCUGUUUCAAGUUAUUGGCUAGCUUUCGGCAUUCAAAUUCCUAAAAUUAGUAGUGGCAUCUUAAUUGGAGUAUACACUACAAUUUCGACAAUAAGUACCCUCUUUGUAUAUCUAAGGUCUUUAUCCUCAGCUCUUCUAGGAUUAAAAGCUUCGAAGGCUUUCUUUUCAGAUUUCACUAAUUCUAUUUUCAAUGCUCCUAUACUCUUCUUUGAUUCCACCCCAGCUUCAUCAGAUUUAUGUGUGGUGGAUUUCGACAUACCUUUCUCAUUUGCCUUUGUGAUUGCUCCUUUAAUUGAAUCGGUAGCAAUCAUUGGCAUUAUGGCGUCAGUCACAUGGCAAGUUCUCUUUGUAGCAUUCUUUGCUACAGUGGCUUUAAAAUAUGUUCAGGGAUAUUAUCAAGCCUCUGCAAGGGAACUAAUGAGAAUCAAUGGAACAACAAAAGCACCUGUGAUGAAUUAUGCAGCCGAGACCUCACUUGGAGUGGUAACUAUAAAAGCAUUUAACAUGGCAAACAGGUUCUUCCAAAACUACCUAAAGCUUGUAGACAAUGAUGCAAAACUUUUCUUUUACUCCAAUGCAACCAUAGAGUGGUUAAUUUUGAGAGUAGAAACACUUCAAAAUCUGACUUUAUUCACUACUAUUUUUCUCUUGGUUUUACUUCCCAAGGGUUAUGUUGAUCCAGGGCUUGUUGGACUUUCUCUUUCUUAUGCUUUGGCUUUGACAAGAACCCAAGUGUUCAUGAUUCGAUGGUAUAGUAGCUUGGCUAAUUAUAUUAUUUCAGUGGAACGAAUCAAACAGUUCAUGCACAUACCUCCAGAGCCUCCAGCAAUUGUGGAAGAUAGAAGGCCACCAUCUUCAUGGCCUUCUAAAGGGAGGAUAGACUUACAAGAUCUAAGGGUUACUGUGUUUCCCAAGAAGCCUUUGGAUGGAGCUCAUGAGAUACAGAGUUUUUGCCUUGGCAAUGAUUACCUUGAAAUAUGUCAUUGUCACAAGGCAAUAUAUGAGACUUCCUCUGUCAAAGAAGGCCCUGCUCAGUGGAUACCAGUCCUACGGAAAAUAUGCUGGUAUUUAGUUUUGUCACCUCAUGAUCCUAUGCAGUCAAGCCUUCUUAAUUCCACAUUGGAGGAUAAAGAUCCAAUACUUGUUACAGUGGAGGUUAUUCAGUGGAUGACUUUAUGGCAUACAUUCAAGGAUGAAUUUGAGAAUGAAAAGAACAUGCUUGGUGGUUCUUUAGGUAACAGAGCAGCUGAAGAUUUGAAACAGAGAGUAAUAGAACAUGUUAAUAUCAUUGCGGAGACAAAAGGAUCGCAAAAAGGGGCAAAAAGGAGCGAAAAAUCCAUGACUGAGUGA